Schistosoma rodhaini is the source of this 4242-nucleotide messenger RNA. The record is from the annotation of a GenBank genome assembly. NCBI's taxonomy places the organism in Eukaryota, Metazoa, Platyhelminthes, Trematoda, Strigeidida, Schistosomatidae.
AGCUGAUGUUGAUUGAAUUAUUUAUUUUUGUGUUAUAACAUUUAAACAAAAUUUAGAUGAUUCCAUUAUUCGGAAUUAUCUUUUUUUAGAAGAAUAUUCUCACAUUGGAAUAUUAUGAAAGAUUGGAAUAAACAUGCUUACAAAUAAUGUGACUACCCUUGAUUGAAAUGUAUACUAAUAGAUGUUUAGUCAAUGUAAUUCUUAUAACGCUAAUAAGUGUAAAUGCUCAAAAUGAAUUUAAUCAAAUCGAUUCACCUACUAUUAUUGAUAGUUUAACAUUUCCUUUGAUAAUAGAUGAUUUAAAUGUAGAAAAUGAACAAGUGAAGUUUCCUAUCAAAGAACAGAUAACACCAAAAAAUGUAUAUCAUACAGAACCGAUUUCUGUAAGAAGAAGAAAUUCCAAUCAAUCAGAUUACAAAUCUAAAUACUUUGACAAACCAAAUAUUGGAAAUGAAUUUAAUUAUUCGGUUUUCGAUGUUGGUGAAUCUUUAUGUCCAGAUGUUUAUUGUUUUGCAAAGCGUUUAUCUUCUUCAGAUGAAUUAACAUUUGAUUGUAAAAGUCAAUCGUUUGAAGUUACCAGUGAAGACACAAUGAUCGACUGCCACUAUUGGCAUGUGCCAUCACCAGGUGCAGAUUCUAAUCAACAGCGUCAAUCUAAACAGCAUGGAAAAGGGUAUGAUUUACGAAUUGUCUUAAAACCAUCUACAAUAAGCGCGGAUGAUUUAUCUUCAAAGUCAAAUAGCGCUUCGAGAUUACGAAUUAGUCAUUUAAAACCAGGAGUAUUAAAUUGGAUUAUUGAAACAGUUCGACUAAGUCUGAAAAUGCCUUUGAGUCCUGUUCAUUUGACAAUUUCAUUUAUUUAUUUCAAACGUCUUGGACGAGAUGAUUUAGGCAAUCUAGCAACAAAGUCACGUGUAACACACUUAAGUUUAUGGAAUCCUUUCUAUUGGGAUGAGGAUAGUUUUAUACCUAUUACAAAUAAAACAUCGAAAUCAUCAAAUAAUGCAGGUUAUUUGGAUGAAGGUCCGCCUUAUUUUCGUCUUUCUCUGUUUUGUGAUUAUGAAAAUCAAAACCCUUCGUUUAGACGUUUAUGGUUUCCAUGGAAAAGUUGGCAACUACGUCUUACACAUUGUCCCGAUCUCUAUAAUUGUUGGCACUGGUACAGUAAAUAUCCUAUCUGUGAUUUGAAACAAUCGACUGAUAACCCUGAGAGACUGUUAAAGUCUUUUAUACCAUCUUAUUUAAUCUCACCCAAGUCAUUAAUGAGUUCACCCCAGUCACUAAAACAGGAGACUGGUAUGCAAAUAUUAUAUGAUAACCAAUGUUUGCCGAACCCCAAUCAAACAAAUAUUGUUAGCGAUUUAAAAAUGAACUAUCGAGACCAAUGUCUACAAUCAGAUAAUGACAAACCAGUAAGGGAUAUUCAAACAAGUAAGACUACACUACAACAGACAACAGAAAUGCGGACUACGACUGCUUCAGUUAUUAUAAUGCCUACAACUAUAAACACAGCGACAACAGUAAACAGUACUCCUAGGACAACAACAACUGUUACCACACCUUUGGUGACGACAUCUAAACAUUCCUCUAUUACUCCAUUGUCUACUACUUCUACAUUUACUACUACUACUACUACUGAAAAUAAAACAGAUCUCAUCAUAAAAAUAGACAAAACUACGAACAGCUUAAACUUAACUAAAAAAGAGAAAUCUCAAACCGCAUCUAUACUAAACAUGAAUACUUCAAAAAUCUAUCCAACUGAUUUAUCAUUUAAUCAAUCAAAUAUUUGGUCACCUAAUCAUAAAGAAACAACCUUCUUAGAUCAAAAAUCAAACUUUAACAAAACCAUUCCUAUUAUAUUAAAUCAAGAUAAUCUUAUCAAAGAUGGUAUAUCUACUGAAUAUUUAACAAGUGGAUUAAUCUUAUUAGCUAUAUUGAACAUCAUAUUAAUCAUUUGUUUUAUUAUUUUGGUACUAUGGAUUCGACGAAGAAUAAAAGUCAAUUCAAAGAAUAAAUUGACAAACUUUCAUGAACUUUAUCAAGACUAUUCAGGGAUCGAUAUUAUUGGUAGUAAUAAUAAUAAUAGUCUUUAUGCAACUAAUCAUUGUCCAUUAUUAAUAUCAACUAUAACAGGUUCGUAUAUAUCUGGAUCUCAUCCAAAAUUAAAUCAACGUCAUCAUUCAUUUCCUAAUAGUUCAUUAUCAUAUUCACAAAAUUUUAAUACAUUUCUACCAAUGUCUACUUAUAAAACUAAUAAUAAUCAUAAAUAUAAUAGUAAUCAAAGUCAACAAUUUUUAUUAGGUCGAUCCACAUCAUAUUCAAGUAGUAUGUGGAAUGGAUCGUUGAAAAAUGGUUUAAACAAUAAUCAUAAUAAUAGUAGUAAAGGUUAUCAUAAUGAAAGAGUAUUAUUAACUAACCGACUGUAUAGUAAACGUCAUUUAAAUUAUUCAUUAAAUGGUCUUUCAAUUGAAUCUAGUCAACAGAUUUCAUCAACUCCAUAUAUAAAUCAAAAAGAGAAUCAACUAAUCAAUCUCCCAUUACCUUAUCAUCAUAAAGAAAUAAAAAACAAAUAUUCUUCACAAACUUUGAAUCCAUCACUAAUCUCAUCAUCUUCGCUAACUACUGUGAAUGUAGCAGAAGUUAAUACACAAAAAGAAAGAGAAUAUAAAAGUAUUUAUGGUUCAAGAAAUCGUCUUUCCAAUGGACAACCAUCGCCAACACCACUUCGUGAAAUAAAAAAAUCACCGGUUGUUAAUUAUCGUAAAAGUAAAAGAAAAAUAGGUAGUGGUAGACCACCAUUAGCUUCUUCUAUCAAGAAACAGCAUACAUUAGUUUUUGAAGAUGAUAAAUGGUCAGAAGAUUUUAAAACAUCUUUACAUAAAUUAUAAUGAAUAAUGUCUGUAGAUAAUAUGUAUACAGUCAUAUUUAUGAAUAUAGAAGAUCUAUUUACAAUAUCUUAUAAGCAAUGAAAAAAAAAACGAAAAUUAUUUUUCAAAUUUUUACUUCAUUUAAAUAAAAACAUCCAUGAAAAAAACAUUAAUCAGUCAUCUUGUGUUUUUUGUUGUUGUUUUGUUUAAUUAUUUCCAAACUCUUUUUUAUCAUGAAUAGACAAUUUUUUUUCUCUUUUUUUUUCUUUUGCUUACUUAUCACUAUGCAUCAUAUUUUUUAGUUCAAUAUUCAAUGAAUCUAUCUCAUUCAAAUGUAAAUGAAUUUGAAACGAUAAAAGAAGAAACAGAAAUUUCUAAAUAAACAAAUCACCUAUUUGAAUAGAUUUUCAAUAGUUUGUUCAUAUUCUAUGAACCAAAAAAAAAUAACUAAAAUUUUAAAAUUAUUUAUAUUUUUUUUCUUUUUUUUCGAGAAAAGGAAAAAAAAAGAAAAAAAAUCAGAACCGUUUUAUGCUUUGCAAAUAUGGACAUUUCAAAUCAUUUAUAAAUAUGUAUUACUUAAAUUCAAAUAUGUAUCCAUAUAUAUCCAUAUAUAUAAAUAUAUAUGAAUAACCUUGAGAAAUUAGAAAAAUAUUCAAAUUUCAAAAAUUGUUUUAUUAUUCUUAUUUGUUUGUUUAUUUAAAUUUUAAAAAAAUUUAAUUAACAAUAAUUAGCGUAAUAUUCAAAAUUGUUUAAAAAUUUUCUUUUAUUGUAUAGAAUUAUUUUUUAAAACAAAAAGAGGGAGAGAGAGAGAGAAAAAAAAGAAAAAAAAACAAUCAAUAUUAGUUGUGUUUAUAUUUUCUUUUAACUAAUUUUCUUAUUACAUUACAUAACAGAAAACUGAAACUCUAUGAGUUUUACAGCGCCCUCCUCGCUCUUCCCCCCUUUUUUGCUUCUUUCUUUCUUGAGAAAUACAUUUUGAAUUUUGAUUUAAAUACAAAAUGAGAGUAAUUCAUAGAAAAUGAUUGUUUAAUUUUAAUGUAAUAAAAGUUAAUUUAUAAUGAAUAAAUUUUAACAUAAAAUAUACUUUGAAAAUUGUUUAAAUUAAACUAAUGUUAUUCAUUUUAAUUUUAGUUAAUUAAAUACAAUAAAUAAAAUGCUAUUUAGCCCCCAAAUACCUUGUUACGGUUGAGAGUGAAAAGAGUUCUCUCUGCCUCUUGAAAUGAUUUCACAUGGCCACUUGUAUAUAGCCUAUACCAGGGAAGUCCUACUCAUUGCCUUCUCGCGGAACUACUGUUGUUUACAAAAUUGGAAGAACGGAAAGCGAAUGCCCGGCACUCUAACGGGGUUGGUUGACAUGGAAAGUUCACCUAGGGGA